AUGGCGCCAAAGAUUGAGGAGAUCUCUCCUAAUAAAGAAGAUGCUAAACCGAAAAAGAACCCAUUUGAAAGCCAGAAAAAAAAGACUACCAUUCGAAGAGAAGCUAAGGAUGUCUAUGGAUCAAAAGAACCACGAAAAGGUUUACAUACGCCUCAGUAUCAAAGCAAAUCUGCGAUUGAUGUAUUAUUCUCAGAAAUAGAGGAGAAAUUGAAUGGAUCCGUGGAGGAUUUCACCCUAAAUAUACUUUAUGAAAGAAUCAUUGGACAUGGGAUAACAGAAAGUGGAAACGAAGAGUUUUUAAAAAGAUACAAGGUUACUGAAAAAAUGUUUGAGUAUUUGAUACAGAUACAACAGCUUUCAGAAGCCAAUAUUCGGAAUUUAGAUGAUAAAAACUUAAUAAAAAUCUCGUUGCAUGAUAUCAAGACGUUCAGUAAAUUGGUCAAUUUAAUCAUUGAAUAUGGAAUUUAUCCAGCAUUAAAUACGUUCAGAAUAGGGGUUCCAUUUGAAAAGAGAUUAUUGAACGAUUUUUCAAAAAAUAAGAAACCCAGAAUAAUAGAAAAGCUCCCAAACCUGACAGAAGCAUCUAAGAAAUAUGAAUAUCAUGAAAAGCUUUUGACUCUUGUAUAUAGUAAAUUUAUGAAGGUCUUUUCAGUGGAUUCAGAUGUCAAAGAUUUAUUAAUAAAGGGAACUGGGUUUUCAGAUUUUCUUACUGUCGCCAUCACGUUAAUAACUUCACCCUACUUUAGCGAGGACAAAAAACCAGUGUACUUGACUGAAUAUGAUAAUACAAUAUCAGCUAUUCCAGAAACUUACGAAUUAUUCCAAACUUACACUUUACUCUUGACUACUCCAUCACCCUCUUUCUUUAAGCAGUUUGUUAUGGCGAGAUUGCAAACAUUACACUAUGAUGCUCCGAAAAGAGAUGGUUUAUUGACUCUAGUCGAAUUCGUUCUUGGAUUGAGAGAAAACGAUGAGGUAAAUGUAGAAAAAUUUGAUCAUGUUGCUAAUGUGGUAUUGACAAAACCCAAAUCGAUUAAUACCGUUGAUUACUUUACUAAUAUUGGUCUGCAAUGUUAUGACUUAUUGGUUUUGAUAAAUAGGCCGGUCGUAACAAGCUGUAUUGGAUAUGUGUUGGAGAAACUAUGGAAUAAGAACAAAUCAGUUGUUCGUGAUUUCAUUUUGAAGAUAAUAUGGCAAAAGUUCAAUCCUGAAGACAGUCACGGGUCAGAAAUAUUAGUAAGUGAAGCACAGUUGAAUAAUAACAUCAAUGUUUUAAUUUCAUUAACAAAAAAGGGUUUAUCUUCUGACUUAUUAUCAGCAUUAUUCAAUCCUAUAUUGUUACCUGUUUGGUCAUAUUAUGUGUUUCUAAGAAAGCAUUCAAAAUCAGCCGAGGUCAUAAUGAGCAUUCUCGUUGGUUAUUUCACGGUAAUGAAAGAUUUAUCAAAGCUCGACGAUGAUAUAUUUGGCCUUGAUUCCAUAGCCAAAAAUAUUCUUUUUGACGAAGGAGAGACAUGGAAAUAUCAAAUGGGCAAAAAUGGUUUGGUUGAAAUUGUCAGGAAAAAUCAAGAAUUUGUUACAAAUUCUGACUCAAAGGAUAAUAAAAUAAACAAAUUUUUGGGGAAUUUAGACUCAAAUUGUGAAUAUUUCACAGAUUUUUUAAAGGAUAUUGAUGACGAUUUAAUUCUGAAAUUAUUCAUAAACAUUUUGAAAAGAUGGUUUAAAAUCAAUAAUCUGAGUUCUACUUUAGGUAAUGAUGUUGAUGAAAAUCCUUUUUUUAUGCUAGUAGAUUUGCGUUUGCUAGAGAAUAUUGGUAGUAAGUUCAAAGAAUCCCUCGCGAAGACUCCAUUUGAAAUGCUUGAAAUUGUAAAGAAUAUUCUUAUGCUUCAGGGAAAAGGGAAGCAGGAAAAUAAUAAAGUGAAAAAUAUAGACUUGGUGGUAGAUACUGCAGAUUCUGACGAUGAAGAUUCUGAUGAUGAAGAGGAUUUUGACCAAGAUAACGAAUUAUUGCAGCAGUCUUUUCCUGUAGUCUUGGAGUUAUUAUCGGCCAUUUUAUCUGAAUCUUCAGCUACAGACUUGGAUGAAGCCUGUCAUAAACUCCUUAAGGAAAUUGUUAAGCUCUUGGAAAGAGUUAACGAAAAUCCGUCUAAUAUAUCGCAGUCGGCGGUUAAUGGAUCGAAAUCUUUACAUGAUAGAAUCAAAUUACUUUUAGAGGGGGAAAAACCACCAAUCUCAACAAAGGAUUUACAUUCAAAAACUCUAGCAAGGGCAAUAACGAGUUUGAAUGACCCGCUAGUACCAAUCCGUGCACACGGUCUAUACUUAUUGAGACAAUUAGUGGAAUCUAAAAGUGAAGUGAUCUCAUUGGAUUUUGUCAUAAAUUUGCAUUUGAUUCAAUUGAAAGAUCCAGAGCCAUUUAUUUAUUUAAAUGUUAUUAAGGGUCUCCAAUCUUUGAUUGAAUGGAAUGAAACAGAAGUUUUGAGAAUAUUAACAAGCAUCUACGUCAAUGAGAAAAAUGAUAAUGACUUAGAUGAAAGACUUAAAAUUGGUGAAGUAUUAUUGCGGUAUAUUGAAAGUUCUAAUGAAUUAUUUUCAGGAGAAUCCGCCGAGAUUAUUGCUGAUUCAAUGCUUCACUUGAUUAGAAGACCUCUUAAUGAUUCAGAUAAAGAAGAUGACAGACUUCGUAUGUCGGCUAUGUCUUUAUUAGGAACAUGCUGUAAAGUCAAUCCCAUUGGUAUAAUCGGGAAUCUAGACGAUGCUUUAAGUUGUGCUAUAGGUAUUUUGCAAUUAGAAACUGACAAAGAUAGUGCAAUAAUGAGAAGAUGUGCAGUUGUUCUAAUUCACGAUUUGAUUAUAGGAACUUCAAAUUCCGAAAGAGUGGAGUUUCCUAAAGAGUACAGAGAAAAAGUUUCUAAUACAUUGAAAUAUAUCUUAGAAACAGAUAAUGAUUUACUUGCGAGAGAACAAGCGCAGAUAGUAUUGGACACUAUAGAUGAGUUAGUUCAACUAGCAAUCAGUCUAUUGGAAACAGAUGAUAACUAUAAACAUCUUAAAAUUACAUAG
Debaryomyces fabryi is the source of this 3060-nucleotide messenger RNA. RefSeq lists its product as uncharacterized. Gene Ontology annotation, biological process: protein secretion. NCBI's taxonomy places the organism in Eukaryota, Fungi, Ascomycota, Pichiomycetes, Serinales, Debaryomycetaceae. The transcript has a single exon. The record is from RefSeq and is a predicted model, not a curated record. Bases 1 to 3060 code for a protein of 1019 amino acids.